Messenger RNA from Daldinia decipiens, 2598 nucleotides. RefSeq names its product Spt4/RpoE2 zinc finger-domain-containing protein. Bases 230 to 1945 code for a protein of 571 amino acids. Gene Ontology annotation, biological process: chromatin organization; regulation of transcription elongation by RNA polymerase II; positive regulation of DNA-templated transcription, elongation. The transcript is spliced from 4 exons. NCBI's taxonomy places the organism in Eukaryota, Fungi, Ascomycota, Sordariomycetes, Xylariales, Hypoxylaceae. Gene Ontology annotation, cellular component: DSIF complex; nucleus. The record is from RefSeq and is a predicted model, not a curated record. Gene Ontology annotation, molecular function: zinc ion binding; RNA polymerase II complex binding.
CUCGGAUAAUUGCAUGCAUAUUCCAGAUCAGUGGUACCAAAGUACUACAUGUACCUAAGGUAGGCUUAACCCAAAGCACCUAAAUCAGAUGGCCAAAGGUAACUACCAUUUUGCGAUCAUUCCUGCCCUCUGAUUUAUGCACUUGUUGCUUGGACCACUUAGUUUAGUAACCUAGUGAAUUGCACUUGCCUUAAGUAAUGGUGCACAGGCUGCCCCACCACAGUAACAAAUGCAGGUGCAAAGAUCACCCUGCCCCUCAGAUGAAUAUUUAAACACAUACAAUUCGGAUAAUUGCAUGCUUCAACAUUUAUCCGAACUUACCCCGCACAUCAACUUGUUGUUAAGGGAGUUGCACCAAACCGUGAUUCAUCUAACCGCCACAAUGAACCGGGUGCAGCAGGCUAAGAACAAUGGGGCUCGAGCUCGCCUAGCUCGACAAAGAGCUAACCCUGCAGCCCGUGAGGCCCGCGCGGUCCCUGCAACACCUGCAACACCUGCAGCCUCUACUAACGAGACUCCUACUUACGAGGCUCCUGGUAACGAAGCUCUUAGUGACGGUGACGAAGCCGCUUCUAGCCACUUGAUUUCUACCUCGGACAAUAACACCGGUAUCAGCGACAACAUCCCCAACAACGUCCCCGACAACGUCCCUGACAACGUUCCUGACAACGUCGAUAACGUUCCAAACAACGUUCCGCUCAACACUCCAGACAGCGUUCCCGACGAUAACGUUCCCGAACAAGCUGUUGCUGUUCCUACUCCAGAGCCUUCCAAUCAGCAGCCUGCUGAUCAGGGCUUUGUCGAUUGGCACUCUGCCAAUCAAAGUGGUGCUCCUAUUCCCAACCAAGGUUCUAAUCAAGGUCCCAGUCAAGGUCCCGUCCAAGAUCCUACUGGUCAGCUUCCUCCAGGUCAAGUUCAUACGCGGCUUCCUAUCGCGUUUUUUAACACUCACAUCUUCGAGGAUUUUUCCUACGAUCCUUCUGCGUAUGAUCCUUACAUUGUCCGCCUCGGCUUCCCAAGCGUUCCCUUGUUUAUCAACGACCUGAUCCUCGAAGGAGUUGUUCCCCUGUACCUCUUUGCCUUAGCACCUGUCUCCAAUCAGGAGCCCGAUCAGGAAUCCGAUUUCCAACUCUUUCCCGGCGACCACGAUCCCGCCGACGAAAACUCAUACAACGAGGGAUUGUUUGAAGAGGAAGAGGUGAACGAGGAGCACGGAGACGAGGCCGGAAACGAAGAGGCAGAUCAAGACAUUGACCUAAGCUAUUAUUUUGAGGAGCGCAAGCCUAAGGAGGAGGAUUCUAACGAGAAAGAUCCUAACGACGAAGAAGAGGCUUCCGACAGCGAGAAGGAAGACGACUCUGAAAAGGAUUGCGACCAGGACAAGUCUAAAUAUCAGGGCGACGACGAUCACAAAGAUCCCGACCAAGAAGGUUCUGGCUCAAAGGGCUCUGACCACAAAGACUCAGACUACCAGGCCUCUGGCAAUAAAAGUCCUGGCAAUAAAGCCUCUAGCUCUAAAGCUACCAACAACUGCCAAUCUUCCAGUGCAGUCCCCAACACAGCUUCCAAGAUGGCUUCUCAGAACCUGCUCGGCAUGGUUAUCGCGCCUAACCAGUGGCGAUACGCCCGCGCGUGCAUGGUGUGCUCUAUCAUCAUGACCCAGUCUCACUUCCGUGCAGAAGGCUGUCCCAACUGCCCUUUCCUUGACCUGAAGGGCUCGCCUGAGGCCAUCGAGGCCUGCACCUCGAGCCAGUUCGAGGGCACCGCCGCCUACUUCCAACCUCGUCGUUCCUGGAUUGCGCGCUGGCAACGCGUCGACACCUUCGUCCCCGGUACCUACGCCAUCAAGGUAAACGGUUCUCUACCGGAGGACAUUAAACAAGCGAUAGAGGACCAAGGAAACACCCACAUUCCCCGUGAUGGAAGCGCCCUCGAAAUCGACUAGACGGCGACGAAAGGCCUUUCAAAGUCGGGCGAGCAUGCCGCUAAGCCCGCGGGACAGCAGGCAAAGCAACAGCCUGUUCGGAGCCAGGGCAAGAAUGAUGCCCAGAAGACGGGACAGCAGAACCGUCAGGAAGAGGACCACCGUAUCCAGCAGCAGCAGCAUGAAGGUCACCAGGAGCAGGGCCAGCAAGCUGGAGAGAAGGUGGUGAUUAGCAUUUCUUGAUGCGCGACGCGGUUACAGGGUUGUUUUAGAUACCAGUUGUUUGUACUCCCGGAUAGGUCGAGUUAAUUCUCCCAGGCUUUUGCAUCAAGGAAAAGAAAAGGCGGACACGGAAAAUCAGCAUCGUCACUAUUUGAUAUGGAUCGCAUCUGGCUUUUUUGUGUUUUGUGCAGGCUCUACCUGUAGGCCGACGUUUACUCCAUAGGACAUAUUCCCAUGAUGACUGUCUUGGCCACUUGGCCAUCGCCAUGGGAGCUUUUGCAUUGCAUUGCAUCGCGUUGUGUUAAGUUGAAGUUGUGUUGUGUUUUUAGUUCUGCCGUGUUCUCAUGUCUUUGCUCGCUGCUAUUAGGCUAGGUUAGGUACUUCACCAGUAAUGCAUGUCUCUUUAUACAGAGAGUUGCUUCAUGUUGUUAAUUCAUAAGUCGUUUCCUUUA